Messenger RNA from Porites lobata, 2046 nucleotides. The record is from the annotation of a GenBank genome assembly. Lineage: Eukaryota; Metazoa; Cnidaria; Anthozoa; Scleractinia; Poritidae.
CCUAGUCACCCUAGUCAUCCUAGUCAUCCUCUUCACCCCAGUCACCCCUGUCACCCUAGCUACCCCAGUCAUUCUAAUCACCCCAGUUAUCCUAGUCAUCUUAGUCACCCUAGUUACCCGAGUCAUCCACCCCAGCCAUCCUAGUCAAUCCAGUCACCCAUGUCAGUCUAGUCACCACAGUCAUCCUAGUCACCCUAGUCUCCCUAGUCUUCCCAGUCAUCUUAGUCAUCAUAUUCACCCUUGUCAUCCUAGUCAUCCUAGUCACCCCAGUCAUCCACAGUCACCAAAGUCAUCCUAGUUAUUCUAGUCAUCAUAUUCCCCCUAGUCAUCCUAGUCACCACAGUCAUCAUUGUCACCCUAGUCACGCUGGUCAUCCUAGUCACUCCAGUCAUCCUAGUGUCCCUAGUCAUCCCAGUCAUACUAGUCAUCAUAUUCACCCUAAUCAUCCCAAGCUGAAGCAUCCUAGUCAUCCUAGUCACCCGAGUCACCCUGUCAUCCUAGUCAUCCUAGUCACCCUAGUCACCCUAUCAUCCUAGUCACCCAGCUAGUCAUCCUAGUCACUCUAGUCACCCUCGACACCCCAGUCAUGCUACAAUGAGGGACAAAGGUGUUGACACACUACCAUAAAAUGGCCCCUUUUUGCAUAGUGGAUAUACUUAUCCCCUUCCCCUGUCUACCCCAAUCCCUUCCCCCCAAAAUCAAUGUUGAAUUUUGGACCCUCAAGUCUUUUUUUUCCUUCAGACAACACUGAUUCGGGGGGUGAGGGGAUUUACGGCCUUUAAAAGGAAUGAAAUAAUAAGUGAAUUAAAUGUUUGUUAAAAGCACCCAUUUUAAACAAGUGUGUCAACUACUUUUGUCCCUGAUUAUAGUCACCCCAGUCACCCUAGUCACUCUAGUCACCCUAGUCACCCUAGUCAUCCUCAUCACCCUGGUCACCCCUGUCACCCUAGCUACCCCAGUCAUUCUAGUCACCCUAGUUACCCGAGUCAUCCACCCCAGUCAUCCUAGUCAAGCCAGUCACCCCUGUCAUCCUAGUCACCCCUGUCAUCCUAGUCACCCCAGUCAUCCUAGUCACACUAGUCAUCCUAGUCUCCCUAGUCAUCCUAGUCAUCUUAGUCGUCAUAUUCACCCUUGUCAUCCUAGUCAUCCUAGUCACCCCAGUCAUCCACCCAGGUCAUCCUAGUCACACAAGGAACCCUAGUCACCAUAGUCAUCCUUGUUACCUCAGUCAUCCAGUCACCCCAGUCACCCUAGUCAAUCUAUUCACCCUAGUCACCCCAGUCAUCCUAGUUACCCUAGUCACUCUAGUCAUCCAAGUCACCCCAGUCUAGUCACCCUGAUCACCCCUGUCAUCCUAGUCAGCCCAGUCAUUUUAGUCACCCUUAUCACCCUAGUCAUCCUAGUCACCCCUGUCACCCCUACCAUCCUAGUCACCCUGGUCAUCCUAGUUAUCCUAGUCACCCUGGUCAUCCUAGUUAUCCUAGUCACCCUAGUCAUCCUAGUUAUCCUAGUCACCCUGGUCACCCCUACCAUCCUAGUCACCCUCAUCAUCACUGGUAUCCUAGUUAUCGUAGUCACCCCUCUCAUCCUAGUCACCCAAGUCAUUCUAGUCACCCUAGUCAUCCUAGUUAUGCCGGUCACCCCCAUCAUCCUGGUCACCUUAGUCAUUCUAGUCGCCUUAGUCGUCCUUGUCAUCCUAGUCAUCUUAGCCACCCCAGUAACCCUAAUCAUCCUAGUCACCCUAUACUAGUCACCCCAGUCAUUCUAGUCACUUUAGUCAUCCACCCCAGUCAUUCUAGUCAUCCUAGUUACCCUAAUCACCCCAGUCACUCACUCUAGUCAUCCACCCCAGUCAUCCUAGUCAUCCCAGUCAUCCUAGUCACCCUAGUCAUCAUAAAUUAUUCACCCUAGCCAUCCUUGUCAUCCUAGUCACCCCAGUCACUCUAGUCAUCCUAGUUAUUCUACCACCCCAGUAAUCCCUGUCAUUCUAGUCACCCCAGUCACCCCAGUCAUCCUAGUCAUGCUAGUCAUCCUUGUCAUCUAGUC